Molecule: messenger RNA, 2040 nt
Organism: Xylona heveae TC161
Lineage: Eukaryota; Fungi; Ascomycota; Xylonomycetes; Xylonales; Xylonaceae
Exons: 4
Coding region: 83-1963 (626 amino acids)
Cellular component (GO): nucleus
Source: RefSeq, a predicted model, not a curated record
CGGACGUAGCAGAACCUAUGUCACGUGUCCCGUUGGCCGGUCAACUACUGGUCGAUUGUCAACUUUGCCCUGAUGUCAAUACAUGAUGCUGGCUUGCUUUUUUAAAUUCCCCGAGUCAACCACAAAGCCUGAGCUUCAUUUGAUUGAUAUGGCACGUCUUCACAUUGAUAGUGAUGACGAGUUUCCAGAUAUUGAUCUGGCCACGUUUCAGCUUUCUCAAAGGAUCGUCGAUACUGAAAUUCAAUCGAAUGAAUUUUUAGACCGGCACUGUGAGAAGUGGACCAAGAAGAACUCACAAUCACUCAAUGAGCAGACAGCAAUAACAAACGAAGACCACUGCAAAAAGCUUCAUGGUAAUGAGGCAUCCUAUCAAGGUGAAAGGGGGUGCUCAAAUACGCCGCCCAGGAAAUCCCAGAAGAGAAUGCCAGGAAAAAUUGACAUGUUCAGAUCGCAUUUCGAAUCUGAAUUGAUCCCGUCUAGUGGAGAAGCUUGCCCAAAUUCCCAUAUUUGCCUGAAAUCACCCCAUUAUAACGUUGCAUCCGAUCGGCAAACUUUGGUUGUGGUGGAUCAGCCGCAAAUAAAGGGAGAUUUUUCGAGACUCCAAGAGAACAAUCAAAUGUUGUCAAGGAAAUGGAAUUCGAAAAGGGAACCCUUUCAUCCGCUUGAAAAUUCUCGCAGGACCUGGAUCCCUGACAUCUCUUAUCUCUAUGCCGAAAGCUCAUCAAGUGGGCAAGAGCCUGAAUGUGUUGAGGCGGCUGGGUGCAAAAGAGUGAAUACGGAUACUGGUCAAUGCCAGAAACUUCAAAAUGAACGGGCGAGCUUUCCAGAAAUUGAUACUGGGGCUAUUCUUAUCUAUUCGCCUCCAAACACCAAAUCUCCCUCCAAGUUCUCCUCAGCGGGAAGUACCUCACGCCUGACACCUCCGCAGCUCUAUCCAAAGCAGCGAUUCUCAGUGAAGAGAAAAGGUAAUUCUCCCUAUGUUCACAAGGAAGGCGACGACAAAUUCUUGAGUCAAACAAGGAUCGAUAAAGCAAAUGACCAGGACGAAUUAGUGCCGCUACAAGACCAAGGACAAAAUAAGGAUGCCGUUUCAAGGUCCAGUGAUAAAAUGGCACAGCACGGAAUAAAUAAAAGAAUCGAUCAUCUGGCGGGCCCAAACAAGAGAAAAUUUGAUCAAGAGAAAUAUGACCUUGGCGAAUCAUUCCUAACAGAGCUCGAUCUGAAGAUCACAGGUGGAAAGAUUGCUGAGUUAACUGCAUCAGGAGGGGGUGUUCGAUUGGUUUGGAGUAAAAAAUUGAACACAACAGCUGGAAGAGCAAAUUGGAAGCGGGAAGUGAUCAAUUCAGGUACAGCUAAUAGCAACCGAUCGGCGCAAUAUCGACAUCAUGCUUCGAUAGAAUUAGCGGAGAAAGUUAUCAACAAUAAUGAUCGCCUUCUAAAUGUGAUUGCUCAUGAAUAUUGUCAUCUCGCAACCUUCAUGAUAGAUAACAUUCAAGAUAAACCGCACGGGAAAGCUUUCAAAGAAUGGGCAAGAAAGUGUUCAACUUUGUUUGGAAAUCGUGGCAUUCUCGUAACAACUAAGCACUCAUAUGAUAUCAACUACAAAUAUACCUGGCAAUGUCAGGAUUGCGGACUAGAAUAUAAGCGACACUCGAAAUCGAUCGAUCCUCGGCGGCAUGCUUGCGGUAAUUGCAAGUCCCAGCUUGUUCAAACACGUCCUUCACCUCGAAUGGCUGGUCCUACGAGUUAUCAGCUCUUCGUGAAACAUAACUAUAAAACAAUCAGGGAGGAUCACCCUCAUUGCACACAAAAGGAACUUAUGGGACUCUUGGGAAAAGCCUACAAAAUGGCCGAGGGCAGAAUCGUAAAGCUGGAGAGCGAUGAACAUGGUAAAAAUAACAAUCCUGAUUUCGAAAUGGAUGUCAUCUCUCGAGCACUAGAGGUGUCAUCAUUAGACCCUUGAAUGGGUAUAGCUUUGCUUUAAGCAGUGUAUAUCAAGUUAGUAUUCGCAGUUCAAAAUCAAAGUUGACAUUCAACCCA